Molecule: messenger RNA, 1002 nt
Organism: Kwoniella shivajii
Lineage: Eukaryota; Fungi; Basidiomycota; Tremellomycetes; Tremellales; Cryptococcaceae
Exons: 4
Coding region: 1-1002 (333 amino acids)
Biological process (GO): DNA replication checkpoint signaling; DNA damage response; replication fork processing
Cellular component (GO): replication fork protection complex; nucleus
Molecular function (GO): DNA binding
Source: RefSeq, a predicted model, not a curated record
AUGGCAGGAUUAGAAGAUUUGUUCUUAUCACCCACGAAAGCACCUCCACCUAGAUCACCUCCUUCUCCUUCACUCUCUCCUCCACCUUCACGUCGAACCAAAGACAAAACCAACGAUAACCCAUUAUUCUUUUCUCCUGGUGCAUCAGAGUUUGGAUAUGGUCAUGGUAUCGAUAACGGUUCUCCCUCUUCGCUUCGAUCACAUCCAAGAGAAGGGAGAAAUAGGAUAAGAUCAAUUUCACCUUCUCUGGCAGCACUGGCAAACCCUUCUGCAGCUCAACCAAAUCCAGUUCAACGAAAUCGACCAAAUCGAAUAGAUCCUGUAAUACCUGAAAGAGCGGAAUCAGGCCAGAGAACAUACUUCACACAUCAAUUAGGAGAUUUCGAAGAUCCCUUCGCAGCUUUGAACGCUAAUAUAAAUGACGACGAUGAUGAAGAUAAUCAAGGUGGGAAAAAGAAGAGAAAAAUGGCAAAAGUGGAUGCUGAUAGACUGACUAGCGAUAGAGGGAUCCCGGCUUUAUGCAGAGCUGCGAAGAAAUUUAAAGUAAAAGGAAAGGGAUAUGAAACUCAAGAUCUUCGAAACUUACUCAACAUGUAUCAGAUGUGGGCUCAUGGUAUGUUCCCAAAAGGUGAUUUUCAACAUACGAUAAAUAGAGUGGAAGUUAUAUGUAGAACGAAACGAAUGGAGUCCGCGUUGAAAGGAUAUCGAGACGCCUUUUAUCCUCCUCCAGCAUCACCGUCCCCUCCACCUAUGUCCGACAGAGGUCUGACUCCACCCUUAUCAUCUCAACAAGACGAAGAAGGACCUAAUCCCGAACCUUUGUUCGCUGCUCGUCCUGCAGAAGAAGAAGGGUUAGACCCGGACUUGGAAGAGAUGAUGGCGUUUGAAGAGAUGGAAAGGGAAGCUGGCACACAAACACACCAGCAUCCCUCAAAGGAGAUCAACGGCGAUGAACCACCAGUAUUGGAAGAAGAGGAUGAGUGGGAAGGAUUGUAUGAUUAG